Messenger RNA from Oncorhynchus keta (chum salmon), 731 nucleotides. RefSeq lists its product as uncharacterized. The record is from RefSeq and is a predicted model, not a curated record. Lineage: Eukaryota; Metazoa; Chordata; Actinopteri; Salmoniformes; Salmonidae. Bases 55 to 666 code for a protein of 203 amino acids. The transcript has 5 exons.
UUCGUCGGGGCAUGGACUCUACAAGGUGUCAGAACAUCCUCAGUUCGUCGGGGCAUGGACUCUACAAGGUGUCAGAACAUCCUCAGUUCGUCGGGGCAUGGACUCUACAAGGUGUCAGAACAUCCUCAGUUCGUCGGGGCAUGGACUCUACAAGGUGUCAGAACAUCCUCAGUUCGUCGGGGCAUGGACUCUACAAGGUGUCAGAACAUCCUCAGUUCGUCGGGGCAUGGACUCUACAAGGUGUCAGAACAUCCUCAGUUCGUCGGGGCAUGGACUCUACAAGGUGUCAGAACAUCCUCAGUUCGUCGGGGCAUGGACUCUACAAGGUGUCAGAACAUCCUCAGUUCGUCGGGGCAUGGACUCUACAAGGUGUCAGAACAUCCUCAGUUCGUCGGGGCAUGGACUCUACAAGGUGUCAGAACAUCCUCAGUUCGUCGGGGCAUGGACUCUACAAGGUGUCAGAACAUCCUCAGUUCGUCGGGGCAUGGACUCUACAAGGUGUCAGAACAUCCUCAGUUCGUCGGGGCAUGGACUCUACAAGGUGUCAGAACAUCCUCAGUUCGUCGGGGCAUGGACUCUACAAGGUGUCAGAACAUCCUCAGUUCGUCGGGGCAUGGACUCUACAAGGUGUCGAAAGCAUUCCACAGUGAUGCUGACCCAUGUUGACUCAAAUGCACAGUUGUGGUCAAGUUGGCUGGAUGUCCUUUGGGUGUUGGACUAUUCUUGAUACA